Hippopotamus amphibius kiboko is the source of this 1345-nucleotide messenger RNA. It is a transcript of the gene MTRF1L, whose product is annotated as mitochondrial translation release factor 1 like. The coding region runs from base 60 to 1202 and encodes 380 amino acids. Gene Ontology annotation, biological process: translational termination. The record is from RefSeq and is a predicted model, not a curated record. Lineage: Eukaryota; Metazoa; Chordata; Mammalia; Artiodactyla; Hippopotamidae. Gene Ontology annotation, molecular function: translation release factor activity. The transcript has 7 exons.
GAGACUUGCCCUAUCCGGAACUUCCGGCUGUGGUCUACCUUCUGCGUCUCGCUGUAGCUAUGCGGUCCAGGCUUAUUUGGGGUGCUUUUCGGGGCUUUUGGGCCUGCCAGGCUGUUGGCCCGGCCCGCCGACACGUAAGCUGCGGUAGCCUGCCGCUGGAAGGGCUGUUUGCCCGCGGCGGACCCCUGCGGACCUUCCUCGAACGCCAGGUAGGGUCUGAAGCUCAGUUGCAGUACAGGCGGCCUGACCUGGUGGCGGUGGCCAGACUUCUAACCGAGAAGGAGCAGGAGCUGCAGGAGACAGAGCACCUUCUGCAUGAUGAAAAUGAAGACUUAAGGAAACUUGCAGAGAAUGAAAUAACUUCAUGUCAAAAAGAAAUAGCUCAGUUGAAGCAUCAGAUUAUCUUACUUUUGCUUCCCUCAGAAGAAACGGAUGAAAGUGACUUGAUCUUGGAGGUAACCGCAGGAGUUGGGGGUCAGGAGGCAAUGUUGUUUACUUCAGAGGUGUUUGACAUGUAUCAGCAGUAUGCUGCGUUUAAAAGAUGGCAUUUUGAAACCCUGGAAUAUUUUCCAAGUGAAAUAGGUGGCCUUAGACAUGCAUCUGCCAGCAUUGGGGGUUCAGAAGUCUAUAAGCACAUGAAAUUUGAAGGAGGUGUGCACAGAGUACAGAGAGUGCCCAAGACAGAGAAGCAAGGCCGCAUACACACCAGCACCAUGACUGUAGCAAUCUUACCCCAGCCCACUGAGAUUAAUCUGGUGAUUAAUCCUAAAGAUUUGAGGAUUGAUACUAAGCGAGCCAGUGGAGCUGGGGGACAGCAUGUAAAUACCACAGACAGUGCUGUCCGGAUAGUUCAUCUUCCAACAGGUGUUGUUUCCGAAUGCCAACAAGAGAGAUCUCAACUGAAAAAUAGAGAGAUGGCUAUGAAAAAAUUACGUGCAAAACUAUACAGCCUGCAUCUAGAAGAAGAAACAAGUAAACGAUACAAUGCUAGAAAGAUUCAGAUUGGCACAAAAGGAAGGUCAGAGAAAAUAAGAACAUACAAUUUUCCACAGAACCGGGUCACAGAUCACAGAAUAAACAAGUCACUCCAUGAUCUUGAAACUUUUAUGCAAGGAGAGUACUUACUGGAUGAACUUAUACAGUCAUUGAAGGACUAUGCUCAUUAUGAAUCUUUAGUAGAAAUUAUUUCCAAAAGAAUUUAAGUUGAUCUGUUAUUAAAGACUUGUAUAGCUUCUAGAAAUUCUAUUACAGCAUAUCACAUUGUAUACAUACUAGUAUUCUCUUGAAACAUGAGUUAACACAGUUGGGAGUAACAUGAGUAUUUUUAAUAUGUAGAUAAUGUAUA